Messenger RNA from Cajanus cajan (pigeon pea), 1880 nucleotides. RefSeq names its product putative glucan 1,3-beta-glucosidase A. The record is from RefSeq and is a predicted model, not a curated record. Gene Ontology annotation, cellular component: actin cytoskeleton; cytoplasm. Lineage: Eukaryota; Viridiplantae; Streptophyta; Magnoliopsida; Fabales; Fabaceae. Gene Ontology annotation, biological process: polysaccharide catabolic process; establishment or maintenance of cell polarity; cell migration. Gene Ontology annotation, molecular function: hydrolase activity, hydrolyzing O-glycosyl compounds; actin filament binding.
UUAGCUUACAACCUUUGGUAGCAAUACUAAUUCCUCAAGUUCAUUCCAAAUGCCUAUCAUGCCAUACAAAGCUGUGAAUCUAGGAAACUGGCUGGUUGUGGAGGGAUGGAUGCAAGAGCCCUCUCUCUUUGACGGAAUUGUCAACAAAGAUCUCUUGGAUGGAACUCAAGUGCAACUUAAGUCCACAAAGUUUAACAAGUAUCUCGCUUCUGAAGAUGGGGGUGGAACUACAGUUGUGGCCAACCGUGAUGUAGCUUCUGGUUGGGAAACAUUCAAGCUGUGGAGGGUCAGUGACUCAUCCUUCAAUUUAAGAGUAUUCAACAAGCAAUUUGUGGGGCUGGAAAAUCAAGGCAGUGGAAACAAAAUUGUGGCAGUUUCAAACUCACCUAGCAAACCAGAAACAUUUGAGAUUGUAAGGAAUAGUGAUGACCCCUUCAAAGUUCGAAUCAAAGCAUCAAAUGGUCUGUUUUUACAGGUUCAAUCGGAGACAUCAGUGACUGCAAAUUAUGUAGGCACAAAUUGGAAUGAAAGUGACCCAUCAGUCUUUCGUAUGAAUAUUGUACCAAACACCACCUUACAAGGAGAGUACCAGCUUACUAAUGGUUAUGGUCCUGAUAGAGCUCCUCAAGUCAUGAGGGAUCACUGGAGUACAUACAUAACUGAAGAUGAUUUCAGAUUCAUGUCAGAGAAUGGCUUAAAUGCUGUGAGAAUACCUGUUGGAUGGUGGAUAGCUAAAGAUCCAAACCCGCCAAAGCCUUUUGUUGGAGGAUCAUUGGCAGCAUUGGACAAUGCUUUCAUUUGGGCACAAAACCAUGGGAUUCAUGUGAUCAUAGACUUGCAUGCAGCUGAAGGUUCACAAAAUGGCAAUGACCACAGUGGCACAAGAGAUGGCUAUACAGAAUGGGGAGAUCCAUACAUACCAAACACGGUCCAAGUCAUAGACUUCUUAGCAGAAAGAUAUGGUAACAGACCAAACUUAGGAGGAAUAGAGCUGUUGAAUGAGCCACGAGGUGUGAAUCUAGAGAGCCUAAAGAAAUAUUACAAGCAAGCUUAUGAUGCUGUGAGGAAGCACAACCCAAAUGCUUAUGUGAUCAUGUCAAACCCAUUGGAUGCAGAUUCUAAAGUGCUUCUCUCAUUUGUGGAAGGCUUCGACAAUGUAGUCAUUGAUGUGCAUUACUACAAUCUUUUUUGGAGUAAUUUCAACAACAUGAAUGUUCAGCAAAAUAUUGACUUCAUAAGAAAUGAUCGAGCCUCUGAUCUUAGCGGCGUCUCUUCCACAAAAGCUCUUAGUUUUGUAGGAGAGUGGACUGGUGAGUGGAGCAUAAAUGGUGCGACCAAAGAAGAUUAUCAAAAUUAUGCCAAAGCACAAUUGGAUGUGUAUUCUCGUGCAACUUUUGGAUGGGCCUAUUGGGCCUACAAGUGUAAGUUCGGCCAUUGGAGCCUCAAGUGGAUGAUUGAAAAUGGUUACAUAAAUUUGAUACCUGAACUGGAUCCUGCUAUUAAGGCAUAUUUGGAUGUGAAGCUAACACCUUGCAUACAAAAAAUGGAUGCAAUGGCUGCUUCCAUUGAACGAAUAGAGAGUAUGUUGAAGACUUUGCUUGAAGAACAACAAAAGCAAUAAUCAAGCCAACACUUUUAAAUAGGGUAUAAAUGGGUCAAAUUAUUCAUCAACUAUUGCUCUUAGUUCAUCAAUUACUUAUUAUAUGUAUGUGUGCCCUUUUAAUAAUGUUGUGAAUUGUGUUGUGAGUUUGUACAUGGACUUGUGUGAUAUUUAUUUUAUGAAAACAGAUUUAUAUAAUUUACUAGCAACUUACAAACACUCAUAAUUGUGGUUGGGUUGUGCUUUUCUUUUAUUAUUAAUAUUGUGGAUAUUUUAUAUA